AUGGAUCUCCAGAAGUACGACAACUUAGCCGGCGGACGUGGGGUCAUCAAAGUGUUGCAGCUUAUGGGUCUUUGGCGCUAUGAGGGAGCCAUAAAUACGCCCUAUACCCUCUACUCGUUACUGCUGCAUUUCACCUUGACCAUCCCUUACACGAUUAUGAUGUGCAUGGAUGUGUUUCAUGCUUCGGAUCUGGAGAAAUUCAGCAACACCAUGUACAUGACACUCACCGAGUUGGCAUUACUAGCGAAGCUGGUUAAUGUCUGGUACUAUGGCCAACUGUUGGUAGACUUCUUUGCGGCACUCACGAAGGAUGCUUUGUUCCAGCAGCUGAGCAUAGAGGAACAACUGAGUUGGGCACGUGAACAAAGGCAUUACGGUUGGAUCGCACUAUUGUACUUCGCCAUGGCACUGACUGCAGUGAGUACAGCUUUUGUGGGAGUGCUGAUCAGCGCCAACUAUGAGCUGCCAUUUCCAUAUGCGCCGCCAUUCGAUUGGCGCACGGAGCGUGGUUAUUGGUAUGCUUACUGCUAUGAAUUGCUGGCAAUGCCGAUAACCUGUUUGUCGAAUUGUGCUUUCGAUAUGAUACAGUGCUAUAUGUUGGUGCAAUUAUCGUUGUGUUUUAAAUUGAUUUGCGGACGCUUGGAACGAAUGGGUGAGGUGCGCGUGGAAAGCAGCGCGUCGAAUGGAUUUAGUGAGGAGAAGUUUUAUGCGGAUUUUGUUGGAGCUGUGGCGUUGCAUGUGCGUACCAGAGAACUUUCGCAGCAGUGUGAGAAGUACGUCUCAUUUCCCUUUCUCAUACAAAUUUUUUGCUCAUCCUUCGUACUGUGCUUCAGCGCCUAUCGCUUACAAAAGGUUCAUAUGUUGGAGAAUCCAUCGCAGUUCUUAACGCUCCUUGAAGCAGUUCUCAUUAUGGUUUUGCAGAUUUUCAUUCCUUGUUUUUACGGUAAUGAGAUCAUAACGUAUUCCAGCGAUUUGAAUAAUGCUAUCUACAGCUCCAACUGGACUCAAUGUUCGCCUCGAAUACGCAAAUAUUUGGUAAUUUACAUGGAAAUGCUGCAGCGCCCGGUGCGUGUGCGAGCUGGGAACUUUUUCGAUAUCAGUUUGGUCGUCUUUUCAAAGACUAUGAACAAUACCUACAGUUUGGUGGCUCUCUUGUUGAAUAUGAACAAAUGA
Rhagoletis pomonella (apple maggot) is the source of this 1173-nucleotide messenger RNA. RefSeq names its product odorant receptor 94a-like. The record is from RefSeq and is a predicted model, not a curated record. Gene Ontology annotation, cellular component: plasma membrane. Bases 1 to 1173 code for a protein of 390 amino acids. NCBI's taxonomy places the organism in Eukaryota, Metazoa, Arthropoda, Insecta, Diptera, Tephritidae. The transcript has 4 exons. Gene Ontology annotation, molecular function: olfactory receptor activity; odorant binding. Gene Ontology annotation, biological process: detection of chemical stimulus involved in sensory perception of smell; sensory perception of smell.